Messenger RNA from Micropterus salmoides (largemouth bass), 1634 nucleotides. RefSeq names its product tubulin, delta 1 (gene tubd1). Gene Ontology annotation, biological process: microtubule cytoskeleton organization; mitotic cell cycle. Lineage: Eukaryota; Metazoa; Chordata; Actinopteri; Centrarchiformes; Centrarchidae. The record is from RefSeq and is a predicted model, not a curated record. The transcript has 8 exons. Bases 194 to 1525 code for a protein of 443 amino acids. Gene Ontology annotation, molecular function: structural constituent of cytoskeleton; GTP binding. Gene Ontology annotation, cellular component: microtubule; cytoplasm.
UUCUAACGUCUCAUGGCGGCACACGACAGUACGGGCACCUCUUUUAAACCCCAUACCGACAACUCCGUGGAAACAGUCAUGAAACCGUUCAGUCACAGCGUGAAUUCACCGGUGGAUCUCACAUGGUAUGCGCUCAUCCUCUGAUCGAUAAACUAUCGAUCCUUCAGAGAAGUCUUCAUUUACAUGAGUGAUAAUGUCCAUAGUAACAGUGCAGCUCGGUCAGUGUGGUAACCAGGUGGGUCAUGAGUUGUUUGACAUCAUCUGCAACGAUGCUCGCGAGGGACAGAGGAAAGAGUACAGCACAGCCAGCUGUGAGCGAUUCUUCCACCACACAGCACAAGGAGACCUUGUAGCCAGGGCGGUGCUGGUCGACAUGGAACCCAAAGUGAUCAACCGGAGUAUCAGCAGGGCUGCCAAAUCUGGCAUGUGGCGGUAUGGAGAAACUUCACACUUCAGCCAGAAGCAGGGCUCUGGAAACAACUGGGCUAAUGGGUUCUGUGUCCACGGCCCGCGUCACAGAGACGUGGUGGAGGAGCUGGUGAGGCGGGAGGCGGAGCGUUGUGACAGACUGGCCGGGCUCAUGGCCAUGAUGAGUGUGGCAGGGGGAACGGGAUCCGGGGUCGGAACCUACGUCACCCAGUGUCUCCGAGACGUCUACCCCAAGUCCUUCAUCCUCAACCACCUCACGUGGCCGUAUGGGACUGGGGAGGUGAUCGUCCAGAAUUACAACUCUGUGCUGACGCUAGCUCAUCUCUACCAGCUGUCAGACGCCAUCCUGGUGCACGAGAACGACACGGUACACAGGGUUUGCAGCCAGCUGCUCAACAUCAAGCACAUCUCCUUUGGCGAUGUCAACAGGGUUAUUGCUCACCAGCUGGGCAGCGUCCUGCAACCCGCCCUCACUGCUGACUCCCACGGAGUCUACAGCAGAAAUCCUCUGGGUGAGUUGGCAAGCGCCCUUGCAUGCCACCCAGAGUACAAGCUGCUCAGUGUGUGUACGAUCCCUCAGAUACCCAGUUCCUCCAUAGCCUACAGCACGUUCAGCUGGCCAGGCCCACUCAGACACCUGCGACAGAUGCUCAUCUCCAACACCAAGAUGGAGGAAGGUAUAGACUGGCAGGUGCGUCCACUUGCAGACUCUGAGCGGACCAGGAGCCUCACAGGACCCAGCUUUAACACCUCUCUGGCCAACCUGCUCAUACUGAGAGGGAAAGACGUCUUCAGCGCAGAGACAGUUGGCUUUGAGGAUGCAGCCCUGUACACCUCCUGGCUCUCAUCAGAGGAGGCCUUCCACUUGUGGAAAUCCCCAGUGCCUUUUAAUAAGUAUGAAAAAUCUGCCACGCUGGUCAGUAACAGUCAGGCUCUGCUCAGACCUCUGGACAACAUGGUGGGAAAAGCCUGGAAUAUGUUUGCUUCCAGGGCCUACAUCCAUCAGUACAUUAAAUUUGGGAUCUCAGAGGAGGAUUUUCUAGACAGCUUUACAUCUCUUGAGCAAGUCAUUUCCAGCUACAGUCAACUGAGCUAGAAACCACUGUUCCUUUGGACCAUAUGUAGACAAGAGAUUACCAUUAUGUGGGACAACAAUGAACAUGUAAAUAAAACUAAUUCCCUGACUUUGACGUCUGCAGUGGAAA